Messenger RNA from Penicillium paradoxum, 1434 nucleotides. RefSeq names its product putative MFS transporter. The coding region runs from base 1 to 1434 and encodes 477 amino acids. The record is from RefSeq and is a predicted model, not a curated record. Gene Ontology annotation, molecular function: transmembrane transporter activity. NCBI's taxonomy places the organism in Eukaryota, Fungi, Ascomycota, Eurotiomycetes, Eurotiales, Aspergillaceae. The transcript is spliced from 6 exons. Gene Ontology annotation, biological process: transmembrane transport.
AUGAGCCGCCAUGAUGUUCCGCUCAUUCCUUUCCCAACCAAUGAUCGAAAGGAUCCCUUACGCUGGCCAUUUGCCCUCAAACUAGCAGCCAUUGUGACAACAUCUCUGGUUAAUUGUGUCUCGAAUAUGGGAGGGUCUGGAAUUUCUGUUGCGAUACCGCUCCUUAUGCAGGAGUUCCAUAAGUCUCAGUCGGAUGCGACCCAAGUCCUAACGUUGAACUUCCUUUUUCUCAGCAUUGGAAACAUCUUCUGGGUACCGGUUGCAAUGAAAUUCGGCAAACGAGCCUCCCUUCUGUCCUCGACCCUCAUGCAGGCGGCUGCAGCCGGUGAGAGCAUUGUUCCUGAAGUCGUAUCAGACACCACCUUUGUCCACCAACGAGGAGCUAUGAUGUCUAUUUACGUUGUGCUCAUCUCAGGAGGAAGUGCAGUCGGUCCACUCAUUUCCGGCUUCAUGACUACAAGAACCAGCGAGACAUGGCGGUCCUUCUCGUGGUUUUGCUUUGGCUUGGCCAUCUUCAAUGCCAUUCUGAUCUUCCUAUGCUACCCCGAAUCCAACUUCACCCGACCCGAGCUCGACUCGACUACUGACCAGCUAGAGACGGCGCGAAAGGGAGAGAUCCACAAAGAAUCCGAGAAGGCACCCAAGGAGGAGUUCUAUGAGGAUGCAAGGGUAGCCUCCCCAACAGGGACGGGUUACACUAUCUACACUCCCUCUAUCUGGGAGAUUAUACCACCAUUCUCAUACAACACCAAUGUCAACUUCCUGAAAUCCAUGAUCCAUCCACUCAGGCUCCUGGUCCACCCAUCUGUGUGGUGGGGGAUCUUCAUUUACGCCAUCACACUGAGCCCGCAGGUGAUCAUGAUUUUCACGAUGUCCGCUUUCCUCGCACCGCCUCCCUAUCUUUUCUCGACAGAGCAAGUUGGUAUGAUGCAGAUUGCAGCUAUUGUCGGUUUCAUGCUCGCCUGCUUCGGUGGCGGCUUCCUAUCCGAUGUCAUCAACCGCAUCAUUGUCCGCCGCUCCUCGGAUCAGAACAUGUGGCCAGAGCAGCGCCUGGUUUCCCUUGUCCCGGGUAUGGCAUUUGGGCCUGCGGGUUGUAUUCUCGUUGCCUUCGCUUGUGGUAACCAGCUCCACUGGAGCGCUAUUGCCGUCGGCUACGGUCUCUUAUCGUUUGGAUCAGUCUAUACGCCAAACAUCGUCGUCACAUACAUUGUUGACCGCCAUCAAAAAGAUGCGGCCGAAUGUCUUGUCUUGGUCAACAUUUUCAAGAAUCUGGUCGCAUUCCUUUUCCUAUAUGUGGCGGUCGACUGGGCUCAGAAAAACGGUUAUAUUCAGGUCUACAUGAUCAUGUUCAUGCUGAAUGUUGUCGUCAUACUCUGUGGUGUACCAAUCUACUACUACGAUUCUAGGAACCGCCGCAACGUUGAACGUGCAUGA